AUGGCGACAAAUCAAGCAGUCGCUCUCAAACACUGGGCCCGAAUCAUCAAGGAAUGGCCCGUUGACCGCGUCAGGCCCAACAAUGUCUCGUUUCAGAAAAUCAUGCAAUCUCGUAUAGACAGAGUCCACGCUCCUUCAACGACUACCAUCAAGGCAAAUGAUGCUCUUGUCUCACCUGUUCAACCACCAGUCUAUAGCGAAGAAAAGGAGCUGCGACAGGUCAAGGCUCUCGACUCCCUUCUCAAGAACAAAUAUCUCAAUGCUUUUCCCAUCCCCCCAAAUGUUCGCCAUCCAAGGAGUAAUCCCGCCCACUACGACGAACUGGUCAAGGAGCUUGAGGAAGCUCCAACUCGAAGCUGGACAGAUUCCUUGAUGAAGAAAAUAAAGGGUUCCAUACGGUUUUCUUGA
This is a messenger RNA of Exophiala bonariae, 408 nucleotides long. RefSeq lists its product as uncharacterized. Gene Ontology annotation, molecular function: ribosome binding. Lineage: Eukaryota; Fungi; Ascomycota; Eurotiomycetes; Chaetothyriales; Herpotrichiellaceae. Gene Ontology annotation, cellular component: mitochondrion; Cbp3p-Cbp6 complex. The record is from RefSeq and is a predicted model, not a curated record. Bases 1 to 408 code for a protein of 135 amino acids. The transcript is spliced from 2 exons. Gene Ontology annotation, biological process: mitochondrial respiratory chain complex III assembly.